AUGAUCGAAGAUCGUGAACGUCGUCAAAUUGGCUAUUAUCAAUGGGUACCGUUUGCAUUGGCAAUUGCUGCACUAAUGUUCCAUAUGCCAGCCACCAUUUGGCGAAUGUUAUCAACUCAGUCUGAAAUAGACAUUGUAUAA
Messenger RNA from Enterobius vermicularis (human pinworm), 141 nucleotides. The record is from the annotation of a GenBank genome assembly. NCBI's taxonomy places the organism in Eukaryota, Metazoa, Nematoda, Chromadorea, Rhabditida, Oxyuridae.